GCUUCUAGAUCUUGUUACUUCAUCUUCUAUAGUGCGGCGUCUGAUGGAGGAGAUAAACCCUAGUUCUUGUGUUGACAAUCAGAGAGACAUGGCGGAAGAAGCUAAAAAGGACGUGAAGACGUCGGCGAAGAAGGAUAUACGCAAUUAUCUCUGCCAGUAUUGCGGAAUCAGUAGAUCUAAAAAGUAUCUCAUCACAUCACACAUCCAAUCUCAUCAUCAGAUGGAACUUGAAGAGGAAAGAGAUGAUGAAGAUUGUGAGGUUGAAGAAGAGUUUUCAAGUAAACAUACUUGUCAAGAAUGUGGUGCUGAGUUUAAGAAGCCUGCUCACUUGAAGCAGCAUAUGCAGAGCCACUCUCUCGAGAGACCUUUUGCUUGCUAUGUGGAUGAUUGUGCUACUAGCUAUAGGAGAAAGGACCAUCUCAAUAGGCAUCUUCUUACACAUAAAGGGAAGCUCUUUAAGUGUCCGAAGGAGAAUUGCAAGAGUGAAUUCUCAGUACAGGGCAAUGUUAGUAGGCAUGUUAAGAAAUGUCAUAGUAGUGGCGACAGUGAUAAGGACACUACUGGUAAGGGCGAUAGUGAUAAGGAAAAUGCUGGUAAUGGUGAUAGUGGUAAAGACAACACUGGUAAUGGCGAUUCUCAACCCUCUGAAUGUUCAACUGGUCAGAAGAAGCUUGUCUGCAAAGAAAUUGGUUGUGGGAAAGCCUUUAAGUAUCCUUCACAGCUGCAAAAGCAUCAGGAUUCUCAUGUGAAAUUGGACUCUGUGGAGGCUUUUUGUUCUGAGCCUGGGUGUAUGAAGUACUUUACAAACGAAGAAUGCCUCAAGGCACACAUAAGAUCCUGCCAUCAGCACAUCAACUGUGAGAUAUGUGGUUCUAAGCAUCUUAAAAAGAACAUCAAGAGACAUCUACGGACUCAUGAUGAAGAUUCCUCACCAGGAGAAUUCAAGUGUGAAGUUGAGGGUUGCUCUUCAACUUUCUCAAAGGCUUCUAAUCUUCAGAAACACGUGAAAGCAGUGCACGAGGAUUUACGACCCUUUGUCUGCGGUUUUCCAGGUUGUGGCAUGAGAUUUGCUUACAAACAUGUCAGAAACAACCACGAGAAUUCUGGAUGUCACGUUUAUACCUGCGGUGAUUUUGUCGAAACUGAUGAAGAUUUCACCUCAAGACCGAGAGGUGGACUAAAGAGGAAGCAAGUCACAGCGGAAAUGCUGGUACGAAAGAGGGUCAUGCCUCCCCGGUUUGAUUCAGAAGAACACGAGACUUGCUAGUAGUAUGUACAAAAGAAGAUCCAGAACUGCAGACGAUAAUAGUAGUAGUAUUAGUCUUCUGGUGUUUUGUGUAAAGUUCUUUUUGUUUGUGUGUUAGAAAGAAAUAUAGAACGACAAUAGUAAGUAGUAAUUUUAAUUUAGUAAUGUCUUGGAAUCUAAGUUUAUUUCAACCUUUUUUCCUAUCACGGCUUUAAUGUAUUUGAACCCAACAUUUGAAGAUAAGCUUUGCGAUGAGAUAAAGUCCAAUCUUCAAGUCUC
Molecule: messenger RNA, 1525 nt
Organism: Arabidopsis lyrata subsp. lyrata
Lineage: Eukaryota; Viridiplantae; Streptophyta; Magnoliopsida; Brassicales; Brassicaceae
Product: transcription factor IIIA
Exons: 6
Coding region: 44-1267 (407 amino acids)
Biological process (GO): regulation of transcription by RNA polymerase II
Cellular component (GO): nucleus
Source: RefSeq, a predicted model, not a curated record